This is a messenger RNA of Pistacia vera, 1307 nucleotides long. RefSeq names its product probable NAD(P)H dehydrogenase (quinone) FQR1-like 2. Bases 328 to 1110 code for a protein of 260 amino acids. The record is from RefSeq and is a predicted model, not a curated record. Lineage: Eukaryota; Viridiplantae; Streptophyta; Magnoliopsida; Sapindales; Anacardiaceae. The transcript has 2 exons. Gene Ontology annotation, molecular function: FMN binding; NAD(P)H dehydrogenase (quinone) activity.
ACAGCUCAAAAGCAAAGCCAGGUCAACUCAGGCUUCUUAGAGACACCCAACAUCCAUUUACCAUUUCCAUUUCACCUUCUAUUGUUUUUCUUGUUUAUAGCAUAGCUUAGAACAUUCACACGAACUUGUACAAAAUUCACUAUCUCUUUUUCUUUUUUAAAUCCUUUCACACCAUUUUUUCGUAAUUCUACUUCCUUUGUGUUUUUUUUUUUUUUUUUUCUUUUUUGAAGUAGAGCUCUGAAUUCGAGAAUCCUUACUCAAUUCUAUUACUUUCCCAUAUUGAUAAUUUGUUCUAAAAGAAAAUUUCCCUUUCAAGAUUGAAUUUUUAUGGGUAAAGGAGGUGGGUGUGUACCAAGUAAGAAAAAGUUACCAGAUGAUCAAGAUCAUCCAAACCCAGAUAGGGAUGGUCCUAAUCUUGUUCAAGAGCAACUUCCAGCAACAAACACAACAACCCCACUUCAAAACAACGACAUACAAGCAAUCAAGAAGCUGAAAAUUUUCAUUGUUUUUUACUCAAUGUAUGGCCAUGUAGAGUUGUUGGCGAGAAGGAUAAAGAAAGGAGUUGACUCCAUAGAUGGAGUUGAAGGGGUUUUGUAUAGAGUCCCUGAGACUUUGCCAGUGGAGAUUUUGGAGCAGAUGAGAGUACCUCAGAAGGGUGAUGAUUUGCCUGUGAUUAGUGUUGAUGAGUUGAUUCUGGCUGAUGGGUUGUUGUUUGGGUUCCCAACUAGGUUUGGCUCGAUGGCGGCUCAAAUGAAGACCUUUUUUGACUCUACAUUUCCGUUGUGGGAGAAUCAACGACUUUCAGGCGUGCCUGCUGGCUUCUUUGUGAGUACUGGAACUCAGGGUGGUGGACAAGAAACUACUGCCUGGACAGCAAUCACUCAGUUAGCCCACCACGGGAUGCUCUAUGUUCCCAUCGGUUACACCUUUGGUGCUGGAAUGUUCAAAAUGGACUCACUAAGAGGAGGGUCUCCAUAUGGUGCAGGAGUUUUUUCUGGUGAUGGCUCAAGAGAACCAAGUGAAACAGAGUUGGCUUUAGCUGAGCAUCAGGGAAAGUACAUGGCAGCAAUUGUCAAGAGGUUUGGCCAUCCUAGUGACAGCCUCAAGUAGCCCUUCCAAGUCCACAUUUAUGUUCCAUCUCACCAUUGUUCUUUGUUGAUUGCACAUACACAUGUUCAGUUUGUUCCGCCACGAUCAUCUUCUGUUAUCGUCUGUUAAUAGAUUUUAGAUAGUUGAGGGAGAGCCUAGCAUUUUUCAGUUUGUACCUUCUAAUAUAAAUGUAAUUCCCAUUUUGAGUUGCUUAUGAA